AGCGAAGGUCUGACGGACCAAGAACGGGCGUGCUGGUAGGAGGGAACAUGCCAGUAGUUCCGCCCUGCAGCAAGAUGGUGGCGGGCAGUGGCGGUUCCGGACAUCGGCGGCGCGGGGCGCUGCGGCUGCUGAUGCGGGUCGGGUUGGUUCUGCUCACGCGCUUCCCGUUCUGGCACUGCCUCAGCGGCCUCCUUCUCAAUGCCGAGCGCGCCGAAGCCCGCCGAAAACCAGACAUCCCUGUCCCGUUUCUCUACUUUGACAUGGGUGCGGCGGUGCUAUGUGCCAGCUUCAUGUCCUUUGGAGUAAAACGCCGGUGGUUUGCCCUGGGGGCCGCCCUGCAGUUGGCCAUCAGCACAUAUGCAACAUAUAUUGGUGGCUAUGCACACUAUGGAGAUUGGCUGAAGGUGAGGAUGUAUUCACGAACAAUAGCCAUCAUUGGUGGUUUCUUGGUCUUGGCAAGUGGGGCUGGUGAGAUCUACCGCCAGAAACCGCGGAACAGGUCCUUGCAGUCUACUGGGCAGGUUUUCAUUGGCAUCUACCUCAUUUGUGUGGCUUACUCCCUCCAGCACAGCAAGGAAGACCGCCUGGCCUAUCUCAGUGGCAUCCCAGGCGGGGAAAUUGUCUUACAGCUUCUCUUUGUUCUCUAUGGGGUGCUCGCUCUCUCCUUCCUCUCUGGCUAUUACAUCACCACAGCCGCCCAGAUCCUGUCCGUCAUCCUCCCUCUGGUCGUCCUCUUUAUUGACGGCAACUUGGGUCAUUGGCAUGAUUCCUGCCGAGUUGAAUUCUGGAAUCAAAUGAAGCUGAUUGGACAGAACGUCGGGAUCUUUGGGGCCUCCAUAAUUUUGGCCACUGAUGGCUGAGAAUAGAUCUGCGACACUUGAAGCAUAGCGCUUGAUUUGGUGGUGGGUAUGGGGAGGAGAGGUUUGCAGAGAAGAGACUCUGGUUUUUUUUAAUUGCUUAUUUAUUUUUGAUUUUACUGCAUCUUAAAAAUUCCUUGUUCCUCCCCACUGACAGCUAAAUGAACUAGUGGGUUUUUUCAAAUCCGGAGUCAUUCCUAUAUUAUUUUACUUUCAAUGGAUAGUCCAGUAGCCUUCCUGCGUUCUAGCAACUGUGAAAAUCUGUAAGAACAAGUGGGUUUAAGGCACUUGGCUACAUAAGUGAAGUGUUUGGGUUGUCAUCUCAUUUGAGGGGAGGGGACAGGGUGGAAUUUUGCUUCCGGGCCAGUCAGUAGGUUAAAGAUAUCUUGACAAAUGUCACUGCCUGUGUUAAACCUACCUUGUGUGUGCUGGGGCUAAAACCCACCCCUGGGAUGGGUAGCGAAAGACACAGAGAGAAUGUGAUUCUUCUUUGUUCUGCAUGCAGGAGUGUCUAGAUCAGGUGCAAGGAACCUUUGGCCCUCCAGAUGUUGCUGAAAAACAACUCCCAGCAGCCCCAGCAAGCAUGGCUAAUGCCUGGGUUGAUGAGUGUUGCAUUUCUGGAACAUCUGGAGGGUCAAAGAUUCCCCACACCUGGUCUAGAUGGGGGAGGUGGUUGUAGAGCAUGCAGUUCUUUAUAUCAAACAGGCAUAAGUCUUUGAACGGUUCUCAGGUUUUUGGGAGCCACAGAGCCUUUGUUGCAUGGGCUGGCCUGUACCAAAGCUUUUGUGAAGCUGUCAGGGCAGGUGUAAACUGCAAGCUACAAGCAGCUGGGUAAAACUGUUUCAUCUGGUGGCGUAAAGAAACAGUUCCCUGCUACAUUCUGGCAUGACGGACAGUAGAUACUAUUUUAGUGCACCGCCCAUGACUGCUCCCUGAUGAAAUGGGAUGGCAAACUAUGGGCAUUGUUAUCCUUGUGUUUAUGGGAAAGGGAGGGCUAAUCCAGCACUACAUUUUCUAUUUAACUCUUGGAGCUGGUUUCCAAAUGCUUGGUCAGUGGAUUGGGGCAAGGGUGGGUUAUUGAGGAAGUCAAACCUGGAGAUCAUUGCCCGUAACCCUGCAAGGGCCCAGCUCAGAUUUGACAAUAUGAGGCUUGGAAAUUCUUCUUGCUGCUUUGCCCCACUGAGCAGGCUUUGUGAGUUAAUACUUUCUGGGGAUCAUUUGUGCCUGGGCUGGGGAACCUGCGCCCCUUCAGAUGUUGCUGGGCUACAGUUCCCAUCAUCCCUGACCAUUGGCCAUGCUGGCUGGGGCCAGUGGGAGCUGGGGUCCAACAUCAUCUGCAGGGCUGCAGGUUACCCAGCCCUGAUUUAUGCCAAGCGCACAUGAAGGAGACAUAGGCCAUAGUCUGCAACCCCACUUAAUCUUCAUUAGCAUAUGAUACAGAAGUCAGGUGAAAAAUGAUUGAUGGUGUCUGGAAUUGUGGGGAAAUGCAGAAUGGGUCAAAUGGGACAGCCACCAGUGCUUUAGACUUUCAGUGUUUUCUUCAUCUGGCUUGGUUUGAUGGAGCAAGAAAAUGAAGUGUGUUAAAGUCCAGGUUGCUCUUGAUUCUGCUGAAUCCAGUGACAAAGGAUCUGGAAUAUUAGUACCAAGGCUACUUAAAAUUAUAUUGCAAAUAGCCUGGGCUUGGUGAGAGGGCUCUACAGCUACAGAUCCCUGAGACAAUGCACCAAGGAAAUACAUUUGCCAGGUAUUUUCCCAUCGCCAGCACCAUUUGCAGAAUUUGGGUAAGACGGAGUGGUUCUUUUGCACUGAGGAAUGGAGUACCUUAAUUUUCCAAGUUGCUUAUUUGCAAGAACAAGUUGUUUCCGUGUCUGCAAGAUCAUGUUUGGUGCAUUUUAUUUAUUAUUUCUGAACCUAACUGACAGUAGAAGGCUUGAUAUUGAGAACUAAAUCAUUGCUCUGUAAGUAUUAACCUUUUCCCAAAUUCUCAAUUGUUUCUCUCUCUUGAAAAGAACGAAGGGGCAGGAGGGGUUCCCAGUAUAUUCAUAAAUAUUUGAAAAUUUAGCAUCUCGGUGAGUCGCCACCCAGCAAAAAGAACACGUGUGCUGCAACAUGUUUCCGUAGUUGAAUUGCUGUGCUAGGUAGGGGCACAAGAAGUUGCUGCUGGUGGGUGGGGGUGACCUGCUCCCAUGGAGCACACUUAACCCCCCCCCCCCUUUGCAUCUGAUUGGGUUCCUACUCUACCACCCGUGCACAAGCUAGCUGCAGUUUAUCUUCAUGUACACAGCCUUCUGUUUCUGCGGCUGCAUUGGAUUGCUUUUCGGGGAAGAGUGUGCUUUGAGUGCUUUUUGUCAGGGUGCGUGGGUAAGGGUUAAAAACAACAACCCUUGUCUAAGUUGAGCACCCCCUUGGCUUUUCCUGUGUAUAGGUUGAAAUGUGGGGGUAAGAUGUUUGUGUUCAGCUGAGGCUAGCAAGGAACUUAAAAUGCUGCCCAGGAAAUCACUCCUGGAAAACCCCGGUCACAUGAUCAGUUUGAAUGCAGUAAUAAUAACAAUAAAGCCUGUGUUCCUCCACUGUAGUCAUAUCCAAAGCACUCCUGUGGAGGCACUUUGGAACUGAAUUGGCUCUUAGAAGGCAUUGCUGUUUGGGAAUCAAAGACCAUUUAAACCCCGUUACCCAUACCCUGCACUCCCCUUUCUCUCCCCUUUUCCAUAUCAGCAAGUAUUGCUGAUGACUGUCUUCCUUGACUUUUUCUAAACCACACUGUGUUUGGAACGGAUAAAAAUAAACACGCUCUUGUCAGUCUCCCA
Messenger RNA from Rhineura floridana, 3664 nucleotides. RefSeq names its product transmembrane protein 101 (gene TMEM101). Gene Ontology annotation, biological process: positive regulation of canonical NF-kappaB signal transduction. The record is from RefSeq and is a predicted model, not a curated record. NCBI's taxonomy places the organism in Eukaryota, Metazoa, Chordata, Lepidosauria, Squamata, Rhineuridae. The transcript has 4 exons. Bases 48 to 860 code for a protein of 270 amino acids.